CAACUUUAUAUUUGAAUGAUCUCGAGACUUGAGUCUAACUUGAAAGUGUUUCAACAACUAUUUUCAAGCAGUGUUAAAAUGAGUGAUCCUACUAAUCCGAACAUCAACAAUCGCACGACGCCACAAUGGGCGCUCAUGCAGCGAGAGCUGUUUUGGGGAACGAAUGAAGGCAAACACCCGCCUUUCAAUACACAUCCUGAUAAGCUGAAGGACCUUGCUGAGGAGCGUCUCUCGAAAGGUGGUUGGCUCUAUUCGUCGUGUAAUGCUGGCCAGUCCUGGACACAUUAUGCCAAUCGCCUGGCUUUCUACCGCCACCAAGUGGUUCCAAGGACGCUGGUGGACACCAGUCGCCGGGACACUGCAACCACCAUUUUCGGACACAAUGUUUCAGCACCAAUUGGCUUCGCUCCGAUCGGAAUCAACAAGAUCUACCAUCCAACGGGCGAACUUUCACCAGCCAAAGUGGCUGCAGAGCUCAACCUGCCAUACUGUCUUUCGUCGGCCGGAAGUUAUAGUAUCGAGGAUGUCGCCAAGGCCAACGGCGACGGACCGCGGUUUUACCAGCUAUACUGGAGCCCCGAUGACGACGUGACGCUAUCUAUGUUGCAGCGCGCUACGGAUCAGGGCUAUACGGCGUUGAUCCUGACCACGGACACAUGGCAGCUAGCGUGGCGACACGAUGACAUCGCCAUGGGCAAUUAUGCCUUUUACCACGAGCACGGCGCGGGCGACUUGGGACUACAGGACCCGGCAUUCAUUGAAACCCUAAAGAAGAAAGGAUUGGACAAUGAGGAGCAACCUAAGGAAGUCGGAGCUGAGUGGAUUGAUAAGCAUAUUUGGCACGGUCACUCCUUCUCGUGGGAUCGGAUUCCGUGGUUGAUAGAGCAAUGGAAGCGCAUCUCAGGGGGGAAACCGUUCUGCAUAAAGGGCAUCCAGAAUGUCAAGGAUGCUAAAAAGGCGGUCGAGGUAGGCGUCGACGGUAUUGUUGUGUCAAACCACGCAGGCAGACAGGUCGAUGGUGCCAUUGCAAGUCUGGAUGCAUUGGAGAAGAUUGCACAGGCAGUCGGAGAUAAGACAUACCUCAUGUUUGACUCGGGAGUCAGAGGUGCAGCAGAUGUCUUUAAGGCACUGGCUUUGGGAGCCAAGUUCGUCUUCAUUGGCAGACUCUGGGUCUGGGCGUUGGGUGCCGCCGGCGAGGAGGGCGUGCGCCAUGAAAUGAGAGCUCUGCUAGCGGAGUUUGACAUCAUGAUGAACGUGGCUGGGUACCCUAAAGUCGAAGACAUUGACCUUGAUUCUAUCGAGUCGCUUCCUAAAGGAACUUACUUCCCGGGAACCCCAGCUCUUACAUAGCUGCUGAAGCGCUCUAUUCAGGUGCAUGAUGAGGUUUACGCUACUGAGGGUGAGCAUUAGUUCCGAGAACGCUCAUGGUUUGCCUACCCAAACAAAACCCAGUGAUGCAUUGACACCGUUAGUUUAACAUACUAUGCAUGUAAGGGAUUUAAUAAGAAGAGUUUAUUGCAAGAAGCAGUCAUGUCCCGCUAAACGCCU
Messenger RNA from Truncatella angustata, 1548 nucleotides. Its product is annotated as FMN-dependent dehydrogenase. The transcript has 4 exons. Lineage: Eukaryota; Fungi; Ascomycota; Sordariomycetes; Amphisphaeriales; Sporocadaceae. The record is from RefSeq and is a predicted model, not a curated record. Gene Ontology annotation, molecular function: oxidoreductase activity; FMN binding. Bases 16 to 1350 code for a protein of 444 amino acids.